Messenger RNA from Myotis brandtii (Brandt's bat), 4195 nucleotides. It is a transcript of the gene IKZF4, whose product is annotated as IKAROS family zinc finger 4 (Eos). The transcript is spliced from 8 exons. Gene Ontology annotation, biological process: regulation of transcription by RNA polymerase II. The coding region runs from base 89 to 1846 and encodes 585 amino acids. The record is from RefSeq and is a predicted model, not a curated record. Gene Ontology annotation, molecular function: DNA-binding transcription factor activity; RNA polymerase II cis-regulatory region sequence-specific DNA binding. Lineage: Eukaryota; Metazoa; Chordata; Mammalia; Chiroptera; Vespertilionidae.
UGACGGCGGUUCCCCUCACUUCCAGGAAUCCACGCUUCCUGGAAGGUGAGUGGCUGGGCUCACCCCUGCCUGCCACCGAGACGCAGACAUGCACACACCACCCGCACCCCCUCGCCGUUUCCAAGGCGGCGGCCGCGCUCGCACCCCGGGGUCUCACCGGCCAGGGAAGGAUAAUCUGGACAGGGAUCCCUCAGGAGGGUGUCUUCCGGAUUUCUUGCCUCAGGCCCAAGACUCCAACCAUUUUAUAAUGGAAUCUUUAUUUUGUGAAAGUAGCGGGGACUCAUCUCUGGAGAAGGAGUUCCUUGGGGCCCCAGUGGGGCCCUCGGUGAGCACCCCCAACAGCCAGCACUCUUCUCCCAGCCGCUCACUCAGUGCCAACUCCAUCAAGGUGGAGAUGUACAGCGAUGAGGAGUCGAGUAGACUGCUGGGGCCAGAUGAGCGGCUCCUGGAAAAGGACGAUAGUGUGAUCGUGGAAGACUCGUUGUCGGAGCCCCUGGGCUACUGUGAUGGAAGUGGGCCAGAGCCUCACUCCCCUGGUGGCAUCCGGCUGCCCAAUGGCAAGCUCAAAUGUGAUGUCUGUGGCAUGGUCUGCAUUGGACCCAACGUGCUCAUGGUGCAUAAACGCAGCCACACAGGCGAAAGGCCCUUCCACUGCAACCAGUGCGGAGCCUCCUUCACCCAGAAGGGGAACCUGCUACGCCACAUCAAGCUGCACUCCGGGGAGAAGCCCUUCAAAUGCCCCUUCUGCAACUACGCCUGCCGCCGGCGGGACGCGCUCACGGGCCACCUCCGAACACACUCGGUCUCCUCUCCCACGGUGGGUAAGCCCUACAAGUGUAACUACUGUGGCCGGAGCUACAAGCAGCAGAGUACCCUGGAGGAGCACAAGGAGCGGUGCCACAACUACCUGCAGAGUCUCAGCACUGAAGCCCAAGCUCUGGCCGGCCAACCAGGUGAUGAGAUACGUGACCUGGAGAUGGUGCCAGACUCUAUGCUGCACUCAUCCUCUGAGAGGCCCACAUUCAUUGAUCGUCUGGCCAACAGCCUCACCAAACGCAAGCGUUCCACCCCCCAGAAGUUUGUAGGUGAGAAGCAGAUGCGCUUCAGCCUCUCGGACCUCCCCUACGAUGUGAAUUCGGGUGGCUAUGAGAAGGAUGUGGAGCUCGUGGCACAUCACGGCCUGGAGCCUGGUUUUGGAGGUUCUCUGGCCUUUGUGGGGGCAGAGCACCUGCGUCCCCUCCGCCUUCCACCUACCAAUUGCAUCUCAGAACUCACGCCCGUCAUCAGCUCUGUCUACACCCAGAUGCAACCCCUCCCCGGUCGACUGGAGCUUCCAGGAUCCCGAGAAGCAGGUGAGGGACCCGAGGACCUGGCUGAUGGUGGUCCCCUCCUCUACCGGGCCCGAGGCCCCCUUACUGACCCUGGAGCAUCCCCCAGCAAUGGGUGCCAAGACUCCACAGAUACAGAGAGCAACCACGAAGAUCGGGUUGCGGGGGUGGUAUCCCUCCCUCAGGGUCCCCCACCCCAGCCACCUCCCACCAUUGUGGUGGGCCGGCCCAGUCCUGCCUACGCCAAAGAGGACCCCAAGCCACAGGAGGGGUUACUGCGGGGCACCCCAGGCCCCUCGAAGGAAGUGCUCCGGGUGGUGGGCGAGAGCGGUGAGCCCGUGAAGGCCUUCAAGUGUGAGCACUGCCGCAUCCUCUUCCUGGACCAUGUCAUGUUCACCAUCCACAUGGGCUGCCAUGGCUUCAGAGACCCUUUCGAGUGCAACAUCUGUGGUUACCACAGCCAGGACCGGUAUGAAUUCUCUUCCCACAUUGUCCGGGGGGAGCACAAGGUGGGCUAGCAGCCCACUGCCCUCCCGUCAGUUCGCCACUCCCUUGCCCCACCUACAGGAGUCUAGCCCUGUCCCCACCACAUCCCAAGAAGUUGUGCUGUGUAGCCCCACCACUGGCUACCUAACUUCACACUUGACCCUGAAUCUUUCUCACCUAUUCUUCCCCCUGACUGAUUCAAGCAUCGUGAUGAAACAGGUUUUUGCUUAUGUUUCUCCUUUUUCUCUUAACCUCUCAUCCCAGCAUACUCAAGAGUUAUUUAUUAAUAUAAUUAGCUGAUUUUUCUUUUGCAUUUUUUAACUUCUGUCAGUCACUUGCCACUCCUCCAUCCUCUUGCUCACAGUCCCCUUCCCCUUUAGGCCUAAUUUUUCUCUCUUUGUUCUGGCUUUCUCCAACAGCCCCUGGGAUGGGAAGCUCCUCUUAGUACUAAGAGACCUUGAACUUCUUGCGUUAAGUCCUCACUUUUGCAUUGUGUGAUGCUUCCGUUUUGAUGUUGAUAGCUCCCUCUGGCCCUACCUUAGCUCUGUGGCAUUAUAUCUCCUCGCUGGGACCCUUCAGCCCGCGACUCCAUACCUCUUGUGCCCUCUCACAUUAGGCAGCUUGCACUUUUCUUAAACAAAGGAAGAAUUCCCUCAUUUGGAAGUAGGAGGGGCUGAAGACAUCCUCCCCAGUCACUGUGGGACUGAGGGUCUUGACCGCCCCAGUAACAUGAGUUCCCCAAAGCCCACAUUCAGGAUCUCCCUCUAGGAUGUGAUAUAUCUCUUCCCUCUUCUCGAACAACCCCCAACACUGCUCUACUUGCUUCAACCUGCCAGUCUACUCGGUGGUAGCUUUUAUCUCCUUGGAGUGCCCCAAUUUUCUAUUCUCAGGGGCCAAAAGGCUAGGUCUGCAUCCUCUGUCUCUGACACGUUGGGAGCCACAGGUGCCUAAUUGGGAACCAGGGCAUGGGAAGGGUGUCGUUCAAAAUUCUCCUUACUCUCCCACCUCUCAAACUUCUUCACCCUAGUGACCUCCCUAGGCUCUCAGGGACUCCUGCAGUCCCCGUCCUAUGAGAAACCAGUGGGUUGCUGCCUGAAGACAAGGGGGUAUCUCAGCCCCUCAGUCACACUGCCUUCUUCUCUCCCCACCCAGCAGGAUUCACCCUCGGGAGGAAAGAGUGCCUCUUUUCUCUCUUCUGAUUUUCAGUGUAACCAAAAAUUAUCCCAGGACGAGCAAGGGCAUGUGCCCCUUACCCUGUCCCACUCUUGUCCCAGCAGGAAUGGGAUGGGCACAACUAAAAGGGGGCCACCUGCGACUGCCCCCCUUCUACACUCAGCUCCCAGAUGUAGGGCAGGAGGGGCACACUCCUCCUGGCUACUGCAGGGACCCUGGCUAUUUGGGUAACUGGUUAGCGAGAAGGGGCAGGAGGAGACACAGCUCCACUGCAAGUGGAGGUCUCUCUACCAGAGUUCCCUGCCCAAGGCCACAGCCAUCCCAUUCUCUGCUUCCUCGAGAUUCAAACCAAAGGCUGUUUUUCUAUAUUUAAAGAAGAAAAAAAAAAAGUAGAAAACCAAACACAACACCUCACAAGUUGUAACACUUGCUCCUUCUCUCUCCUUUUUCUUCCUUUCCAUCUUUCUUUCCACAUGUCCUUUCCUUAUUGGCUCUUUUGCCUCCUACUUCUCUCACUCCCUAUCAGGGAUGAAUUGGGGGUUGCUAAAGGAUUGGCUGAGGAACAGACCCUGGGAUUGGGGCUCUGAGAAGAGUCUACCUUACCCCCUUGGGGGAAGGAAGACACUAAAAACAUUUCUCCUCUUCUUCCUUCUUUUCCUCCCCCAUUAUGUGGUCUCUCCCAGAGAACCAGAUUGUCAGGGAGGGGCAUUGUGGGUUGAUCUUUCCUCCUUGACAAGGUAGCAAUAAACAGAUGCUGCCAAGGGCAGAGGAUGGGGGAGUUAUCUGGGAGGAGAGUGGUCUCUAGAGAAGGGGAGAGUUUUCUCAUCAGCAACAUGGGAACUGGCUCCUUUCUUCAGGAUGGCAGCAGAGAUGAGAUUAAUAUCCGGGUUCUCCUCAAUUGUUCCGAUUGUUGAACCCCUUCCCGUUAGACCUACCACCUCUUCUGUGUCUGCUGUAUCUUUGGUAACACCUCAUAAGGACUAGUCCCUUCUGGGGUAUCAGAGCCUUAGGGUGCCACCAUCUCCUCCCCCCGUCAGAUUUGGCACCUAUAACCUCCUGGAACAUGAAGGCCUGUGCUCUGAGGCUGUGCUCUGAGCCCAUGAGAGCAGAGACUGGAAGGCAAGACCAGGUGCUAAGGAGGGAGAGAAGGGCACUCUGUCUCUCUCCAGACCAUCACUGCACUUUAACCAGGGUCUUAGGUACAAAAU